CGUAAGCCCCGAGGAAUAUGCGACAGGCUAUCACCCGGAGGACAUUCCAUUGGAUAAUAUCAUCGAAAUGGCUUUAGGUUGUACAUUUCUAAAGAUACUACUAAAGACACGGUACCCCCCAACUGAAGAUCAAACUGAUUACUGGCAAGAUACUCUGCAACUCUCGCAGGCUUCAGCCGACGACGCAUCUACAAACACAAAUAGUUUUAUAUUCUACUGUAUUCUAUCUAUCUUAUAUACCACGGGUGUCGGACUAAAUCUAAAUGAUAUCGGGGGCGGAAAAUUAGAAUGGUUACCCGCUAGACCACCUCUAGUAAAUCUUGAUGCUUAAGGAAGAGGAAAUGAAAGAGAAAAUUAUAGAAAAAUAGUCGCGGUUAGUCAGAGUAUACUAUAUAUCGUUACUAUCAUAAUAUAUGAAAAUGAGUAAAUAGUAUCUAGUCC
Messenger RNA from Pseudovirgaria hyperparasitica, 441 nucleotides. RefSeq lists its product as uncharacterized. The record is from RefSeq and is a predicted model, not a curated record. NCBI's taxonomy places the organism in Eukaryota, Fungi, Ascomycota, Dothideomycetes, Acrospermales, Acrospermaceae. The coding region runs from base 68 to 331 and encodes 87 amino acids. The transcript has 3 exons.